CGCCAUGGUGCAGCAGGCGGAGAGCGCGGAGAGCGAGAGCAACCUGCCCAGGGAGGCGAUGGACACCGAGGAGGGCGAGUUCAUGGCGUGCAGCCCCGUCGCCCUGGACGAGAGCGACCCGGACUGGUGCAAAACGGCGUCGGGGCACAUUAAGAGACCGAUGAACGCGUUCAUGGUGUGGUCCAAAAUCGAGAGGAGAAAAAUCAUGGAGCAGUCGCCGGACAUGCACAACGCGGAGAUCUCCAAGCGCCUGGGCAAGCGGUGGAAAAUGCUGAAGGACAGCGAGAAGAUCCCCUUCAUCCGCGAGGCGGAGAGGCUGCGCCUCAAGCACAUGGCCGAUUACCCCGACUACAAGUACCGGCCCAGGAAAAAGCCCAAAAUGGACCCGUCGGCCAAGCCCAACGCCAGCCAAAGCCCCGAGAAAAACGCACCCACCAGCAGCAGCAGCAGCAAAAGCGCCAAGAGCUCCAGCAAGAAAUGUAGCAAGCUGAAAUCCUCCUCUGCCUCCUCUCCUCCCAAGCCGGGGGCCAAAGCCGCCCAGCACGGGGACUACGCGGGCGACGAGUACGUGUUCGGCACGCUCAAAGUGAGCAGCAAGACGGUCAAGUGCGUCUUCAUGGACGACGACGAGGAGGACGAGGAGGACGAGGACGAGCUGCAGCUGCGGAUCAAGCAGGAGGCCGACGAGGAGGAGGAGGACGAGGAGCCGGCGCAGCAGCAGCUGCGGCGCUACAACGUGGCCAAGGUGCCGGCCAGCCCCACCUUGAGCUCCUCGGCGGAGUCCACCGAGGGCGCGAGCCUCUACGAGGAGGUGCGGAGCGGCGCGGCGGCGCACGGUGCCGGCGGCGCCCGCCUCUACUACAGCUUCAAGAACAUCACCAAGCAGGGCCCGGCGCCGCCGCCGCCGCCCGGCCUCUCGCCCGCCUCGUCCCGCUCCAUCUCCACGUCGUCGGCGGGCAGCGAGGAGGCCGAUGACCUCCUCUUCGACCUCAGCCUCAACUUCUCGCAGCACGGCCACGCCGCCGCCGAGCUGGGCGCGGGCGCCGCCGCCGGCAACCUCUCGCUCUCGCUCGUGGACAAGGACCUGGACUCCUUCAGCGAAGGCAGCCUCGGCUCCCACUUCGAGUUCCCCGACUACUGCACCCCGGAGCUGAGCGAGAUGAUCGCGGGCGACUGGCUGGAGGCGAACUUUUCCGACCUGGUGUUCACGUACUGAGYGGCGCGGCGGCCGCCGGAGAGAUGCGGCCGGGAGCGGCGCGGCUGGAGCGGCCAGAUGAUGAUGAUGAUGAUGAUUUAAAAAAAAAAAAAAAAUCUUGUUU
Messenger RNA from Nothoprocta perdicaria, 1319 nucleotides. It is a transcript of the gene SOX11, whose product is annotated as SRY-box 11. Gene Ontology annotation, molecular function: RNA polymerase II cis-regulatory region sequence-specific DNA binding; DNA-binding transcription activator activity, RNA polymerase II-specific. Lineage: Eukaryota; Metazoa; Chordata; Aves; Tinamiformes; Tinamidae. The coding region runs from base 5 to 1216 and encodes 403 amino acids. The record is from RefSeq and is a predicted model, not a curated record. The transcript has a single exon. Gene Ontology annotation, biological process: positive regulation of transcription by RNA polymerase II; negative regulation of transcription by RNA polymerase II; neuron differentiation.